Molecule: messenger RNA, 2281 nt
Organism: Menidia menidia (Atlantic silverside)
Lineage: Eukaryota; Metazoa; Chordata; Actinopteri; Atheriniformes; Atherinopsidae
Source: the annotation of a GenBank genome assembly
AUGCUUGUGUCCUGUUUGAAAUGUCAUUGCCCCGUCUGCUUUUUCUGUUUGUGUCGCGCAGUCGACAGUCAGAACCUGGCAACUGACAACGUGACGGUCAUCGAGGGAGAAAUGGCCACCAUUAGCUGCAGAGUGAGGAACAACGACGACUCCGUCAUCCAGCUGCUCAACCCCAACAGACAGACCAUCUACUUCCGAGAUGUCCGACCCCUCAAGGACAGCCGGUUCCAGCUGGUGAAUUUCUCCGACAACGAACUCCGGGUGUCUCUGUCCAACGUGUCACUCGCCGACGAGGGGCGCUACGUGUGCCAGCUCUACACAGAUCCUCCUCAGGAAGCCUACGCAGACAUCACCGUACUGGUCCCACCAGGCAGCUCAAUCAUCGACAGCCGGGAGGAUGUGGUCAGCGAGGGAAACGAGACGGAGUUCACCUGCACUGCCAUGGGCAGCAAGCCAGCCGCCUCCAUCAGAUGGAUGAAGGGGGAGGAAGAACUGACAGGUGAAACAACAGUUGAGGAGAUGUAUGACAGGAUGUUUACCGUCACCAGCCGGGUGAAGUUUUCCGUCACUAAAGACGAUGAUGGAGUGCCAGUGGAGUGCAUCGUAGACCACCCAGCUGUGAAAGACCUCCUGGUCCAAAGACACUUGGAAGUGCUGUAUAAACCAGAGGUGAAGAUUGUGGUAACAUAUCCAGAGGGACUGACCAGAGAGGGUGACCAUCUAGAUUUGACGUGUAUCGCUGAAGGAAAACCACAUCCCCAUCAGAUCAACUGGCUGAGAGUGGACGAGGAUGUGCCCCCUCACGCUGUGGUCACCGGUUCUGAUCUGUACAUUGAGAACCUCAACAAGUCUUACAACGGUACCUAUCGCUGUGUGGCAUCUAAUGCUGUGGGAGAGGCCUACGAUGACUACAUCCUGUAUGUAUAUGAUGCUCCCACUACUAUCCCCACACCCACCACCAAUCCAGUCAACACGCAAGACUCACGAGCCGGUGAGGGGGCACCACAAAAAAUUGAUCAUGCUGUCAUUGGAGGCGUGGUUGCCGUGGUGAUGUUUGCAAUCCUCUGUGCGCUCAUCGUUCUGGGUCGAUACUUCGCUAGACACAAAGGAACUUACUUCACACACGAAGCCAAAGGGGCCGACGAUGCUGCUGACGCAGAUACAGCCAUCAUUAACGCGGAGGGGGGACACAACAACACAGAUGAGAAGAAGGAGUAUUAUAUCUAAACUUGACAGGCCAGGAAAGACGGGUGGGGGGGGAUGGCGUGGCUUGUGGUGCUGUGGGAGCAUUAUGUCCAACUCUUGACCGGUUUUGAUUGGAGAUGGCUUUGGGGUGAAGAGGGAAAGCUUUUAAAAGAAAGAGAGGAAGGAAGAAUGUGGAAAGUAGGACUAGCAUGGCCAUGUGGUGAGAAGAGAAUGUUGCUGAGUCUCCUAUCCGACCCUUCCUGGACUGCUGGGCCCUACUCUGUACAGUUCAAUUAUUUUACAGACAAUUUUGUGCCUUGUUCUAUUUCUUUUGUUUGUUUUGUUGUUUUCCUUUCACAUGCUUGUUGGAUUGGAUUGUUCAUCCUGUACACCACUUAAUCGGUUGUUGCUUUUGGCUUUCAGAGGAGAUUAAAUGGGUCUGGUGUUUGUCUAUGUGUGCUGCAGCUAGCUUUUAGCUAAUGUAACCAGAUAUGAGAAGUGAGCUCAUCCGCCCCCUUUUUUGCUUUUGUUGGUUUGUUUGUUUUGUUUUGUUUGCUUGUUUUUUGAUCAUCACCGGAGAUUUAUGAAUAGAACACAGUGUAAAAGCACGCUUCCCGUGUGGGUUAAAGUCCUCCAGUGCCUGCAAGUUCAUCACAUUUAUAUGCAGGCCUGAUUGGUUUUGACAUUUUCCAUCACAGUUCACUCAGCCCCUUCAUUUUAAGGUUUACUAGGCUGACUUUAAGGUUGUGACCAUUGUGAUUAACCACACUCAUCUUAGAAUGUAUUUGCUCAAAGAAGCAAAGUAGUUAUUUCACGUGUAACUUUACAUCAAACCACAGAGAACGACAGAUUCUGUGGUGGUUAAGUUAGAAUGUUUAUAUCCAGGGUUCCUUUGGGAGUAAGUUUGUAACAUUUCAUAAUUAAUGUAGUCAUAUUACAUUCUCCAAUUGCUUCAUGCCACACAGGCCAAGCUUCUCAUCUGCUCAAACAUCCCAACAAUUCGGUAAUCAAUUUCUAUUUUUUGUUCUGUCCUCUUAAAAUGGAUCUGUUGUCACAAAACAUCACUUGUUUGAAAAAAAAAAAAAAGUUCAUCUCA